Molecule: messenger RNA, 909 nt
Organism: Prunus armeniaca (apricot)
Lineage: Eukaryota; Viridiplantae; Streptophyta; Magnoliopsida; Rosales; Rosaceae
Source: the annotation of a GenBank genome assembly
AUGGCAACCACUAGACUAUUGCGCACGUUUAAGCCUAUGACUUUUCAUUCUUCUUCUUCUUCUUCUUCUUUGCCGCCGAAGACGCUGCGGUGUUCGAGCAAGGCUGGAAGCUUAAGCGGAGAGAAGAGACUUGGUGGGAAGAAUGAUAAUCACGAGAGAAAGCAAACGGUGGUUGUCGAGGCCUCAAUGGCCACUUCAGACACAAUGAGCAUCACUUUGAAGCCACAAGUGAAUCGGGGUAGGUUCGCAGAAUUGGUUUCCCUGCUUACAAAGACUAACCGUGCUUUGCUCAUUCUUUUGAGAACGGCCCUCAAGCCAAAACCUUCGAGACAGCAGGUCCAGAUGUUCAUUGAAAGGGGGAUAAUAGACUGUCGAUUCUUUACAUUACUUGCAGUUGCGGGAUCCUUACUUGGCUCAGUUUUGUGCUUUGUAGAGGGUUGUUUUAUGGUUCUAGAGUCAUAUUUCCAGUAUUUCCAUGCCUUGUCACACAAGACGGAUCAAGGACAUAUGGUGCAUCUACUUAUUGAAGCCAUUGACAUGUUCCUGGUAGGAACCGCCAUGCUUAUUUUCGGGGUUGGGUUGUACGCCAUGUUCGUGGGAUCAAAGGCCGUGAAAGAAAAAGGACCGCGGUUUUCAGAGUCGAACUUUUUUGGUAUCUUCUAUAUGAAGGCACCUCCAGCAUGGGUUGACAUGAAAUCGGUUUCGCAAGCAAAGUCGAAAAUAGGGCAUGCAGUGGUGAUGAUACUUCAAGUGGGAUUGUUGGACAAGUUCAAGAGUAUACCUCUGGUUACUCCACUGGAUCUCGCUUGCUUUGCUGGAGCUGUGCUUCUUUCCUCUGCUGGUAUCUUCAUCCUUGCCAGACUCUCCACCACCUCCGGGGCUGUUGCUGGUGUACAAAAUGGAACAUAG